AUGGCAACGAAUGCUGAACAACGUAGUUCUGAGAAGUCUUCGAAAAGCAGCGGUGAAAGUGCCAUACAUAUGAAUUCUGUUGAUGUUAUAAAUGGUAUUGAGGAGACAUUUGCUGUACUAUAUGUGAAAAGGGAUGUCUCAUUUCAUUUCCCUCUGAAGCUCUUUGUGUUAGAGGGUAUUAGUCAGGCAAACAAUUUGAGCUUCAAUGUUAGUAGAGUGGUGUUUAUAAAAAAUGGAUUGCAGAAUGGAGUUUGCCACAAUUCUCAACCAUGUUUCUCGGAUGAGAAAUCUGGGAGCACUCGCGUAAAAACUCCAGAUGAACCAUCAAUUACAAACGGAGAACUUUCACCAUCUUCAUUAAGAAGAAGCACACGUAUAUGUGCUUUGAAAGCUGCCGAAAAAAUCAAACUGAAAGAGUCUGUCUCUCCACUUAUCGAAGGUUAUGCAUCGAACAGCAACGAUGGUUAUUAUUCUGGUGACGGUGAAAACGAUGAACCUGAGAGACCAAUUAAAAAAAGAAGAAUUGCUUCUCGGUUUUACUUAGACCAAUUUGACUGCAAAUUUGGAGUCAAAUUUGUGAAUGAUGAAGUUCUUUUAAUGAGCGAUGAGUCUGAAAUAUCAAGUUUAAAUGAAGAAGAAGUGGAGCAGGUUAAAAAGGUUUAUGAGAAGAAUAUGGUGACGCAAACAGAGGAGCAGUUACGUGAGAGGGCAUUAAUGGUGAAGACUAUAGAGGAGGAGUUAAGGUUGGAGGAGGCUAAGUUAACCAUGCUGAAGACGUUGAAGAAAAGCCAACAGAUAACUGUAUCGCAAAUGCAGGAGGCUAACAUGCGUAAACUCACUGCUAAUAUUGCUCAAAAUGGCAGCGGGACUGCUUAUAAACCACCGGUCGCAACGCCGCAAGGGCGUGGUGGUUCAAAUCAUAGUGCCCACAGUAGAAGUUCGCUGAACGCGCAAAAUAAUGCUCGGACAGCUUCACUUGCUGCAGCUUUUAUGAAUUUGCCUCCACAACAGCAACAGUUAAUCCAACAAGCAGCGAAGAAUGGCAUUUUGAAUACUGCAACUGCACAAAUACUUUUGCAAGCCCAUCAACAGUGUCAAGCGAACGGCCGGCUAAGUAGUCAGCAGCAACAACAGUUAGCUGCAUUGGCGCAACAGCACCAUACUCGGAACACUUCGUCGGCUAAUGUAAUUAGAGAAUCACCGGCCCAGAAAGCUGCUGCUGCGAAGUUAAAACUGCGACGUGAACUUGAACAACAUCUGCUUAGAAUUCCUCCACCCAGGCCUCCUCCUCCUGACAUGCAUUUUAUUCCGAAUGCUAAUCAGCCAGAUUUUUGUGCAUUACUCGGGUUAGACAUUGCAGUACAAAGGCUUCUGAAGGACAAAAACGCGACACGGCAAGUUUCGGAAGAACCAUAUGUUUGCGAGGAAUGCGGGACCGAUUUUACUCCCGUGUGGCGUGCAAUAGGCACUAGUGAAGAAGAUCUACAUCUUUAUUGUGAAACGUGUGUUAAGGCCUCACAGAAGCGAAAAAUGCGGCAAGAGCAUACUGCUUUACUAAGAAAGGAGCUUGAGAGAGUUAUGGAAAAAGAACAGGAACUGGAGAAGCAAAUAGCAGAGGGUAAGUAUGAUAGUCCUUUGCCUUCGACUUCUACUCCUCGUGUUCAUACACCUGCAGCUACACCACCUCCACACGCUAAAUCGACGGCAGGCUCAGCUUCACAUGGGGGAUCAUUGAAGACUUCGGCAAGCACGAGUGUUAGUUCUUUUGUUCAUAAAAACAAAACACAUCAUCACAAUACUCCAAGUUCUCACAAAUCUAGCCCGCAUAAACGCCCUGCUGUAACACCGUCGAAUACACCUAGUUCAUCAGCCAGUACCGCAGCAUCAAUCCAGAGUGCGGCAGCAGCUGCUGCGAUAGCAGCUGCAGCAGCUAGUAGUGCUGGUGGGGCUAACCUUCUGCAACAGCAAAUGGCUAGUGCUUCUGCGCUCCGGCAGAUGAAUCCGAUGCUUGCAACGAUGAUGGCAAAUCCGCUGUUUUCUGCACCAAAUAUGUUACAGUGGCCUGCGGCUCUCAUGCAACAGCAGCGCGGACUACCGAAUUUGACUGCUAUGGCAGCGCUUUUAAAUGCUGCGCAGAAUGUACAACAAGGCAGUGCUAAUGCAGCUGCUGCAAACCCGUUAGCGGCUUUAGCAGCAAUAAAUCCAGCUGUGGCCGCUGUGAUUGCUAAUCCACAAAUGAUGCGACAGUACCAGCAGGUGCAAAAAAAUUUGUUCCUUGAAUAUGCUAAACAAGCAAGGAAAUAA
Enterobius vermicularis (human pinworm) is the source of this 2304-nucleotide messenger RNA. The record is from the annotation of a GenBank genome assembly. NCBI's taxonomy places the organism in Eukaryota, Metazoa, Nematoda, Chromadorea, Rhabditida, Oxyuridae.